Messenger RNA from Ylistrum balloti, 1662 nucleotides. Its product is annotated as 3-oxosteroid 1-dehydrogenase-like. The record is from RefSeq and is a predicted model, not a curated record. Lineage: Eukaryota; Metazoa; Mollusca; Bivalvia; Pectinida; Pectinidae. The transcript has a single exon. Bases 1 to 1662 code for a protein of 553 amino acids.
AUGGCCACAGCACCCGCACAGUGGAAUUUAGAAGUCGAUGUUGUCAUUGCCGGUUCCGGUUUAGGAGCCAUGAGUGCAGCAAUCGUUGCCCAGGACAAUGGUCUAAAGGUGGCAAUCUUAGAAAAAGCCCCCAAAUUAGGCGGUGUGUGUGCCUACUCUGGUGGUGAGGUCUUUGUCCCCUGCAAUUACAAAAUGCUUGCCGAGGGCACAGAAGAUAACGAAACAGAAGCCUUUGCCUAUUUAGAUUUCUUAGCUGGCGGUUAUGCCAACAAAGCCCUACAACGUAUUUUAUUUGAUAAAGGCCGUGAAGCAGCAGAGUAUUUAGGCGAAAAAGCCGGUAUUGCCUGGAAAACCAUCAAAGGCUUUCCCGAUUACCAUUACCCCCAUGCACCAGGUACCCUUGCAGAAGGCCGCUACCUAGAAGUUGAACUCUUUAAUGGCCCUGACCUAAAAGAAUGGCAAAAAAAGACCUAUUUAACCCCACAUAUGCCGCCCGGCAUCAACCAUGACACCUUGUUUGAAUGGGGCAGUGUUUCCUGUGUUACCAAAUGGGAUUUUGCUCAUAUGGGCAAACAAAUUGGUGCGGAUCAACGGGGGAUGGGCCCGGGUAUGAUGGGCUAUUUCGUCAAAGCAGCGCUGAUUGACCGCACAAACGCACAAGCGUUUGUCGAAACUCCCGUGCGAGAACUCAUUACAGAAGGCAGUCGCGUCAUUGGCGUACGCGCCGAAGCUGCUGAUGGCAAUGACUUUUUUGUCAAAGCAAAUAAAGGUGUACUGCUUGGUGUGGGUGGCUAUGACUGGAAUGAAGAAAUGGCGAUUCAAUUUGAAGGACUGCCAGAAUGGAAAUCGAUGUGUCAGCCUCAUCUACAUGGCGAUAACAUUGUCCUUGGUGGUGAAGUUGGCGCAUCCCUUGGUGGCGUACCAAGCUAUAACUUAGGUAUGUUUUUUGGCUAUACCAUCCCUGGUGAAGAACACGAUGGGCACCCACUAUGCCGCGCUUCAUGGGAAGGCGGUUACCCCCAUGCCAUUUGGGUCAACGAUGAAGGCAAGCGGUUCUGUGACGAAUCCUUCUACCGUGAAUACUUACCGAAAGUCCAUGGCUGGGACGGGGUCAAACAACAACAUACCAACUACCCCCCCUACCUUAUUUUUGAUAGCAAUUACCGCGAAAAAUAUAGCUUUGCCACCUUUUUACCCGGUAUGCAAAUCCCAGAUGAAAUGAUUGUCAAAGCCGACACGCCGCGGGAAUUAGCAGAAAAACUGGGGAUUGAUGCCGAUAAUUUUGUUGAAACGCUAGAACGCUUUAACAGCUUUGCUGAUGGUGAAACAGAUCCAGACUUUGGUCGUGGCACCUAUCCUUGGGCUGCCAAGUUUAUUGGUGACCGUGAUCGCCCUAACCCCAAUAUGGGCCCACUCAAUAAAGCACCUUAUUACGGUAUUAAGCUGAUUCCAGUUGGUGUUGGUGUCAACUGUGUUGGUCUGAAAACCACAGCCACUGGCCAAGUACAACAUGUACGUGGUCAUGGGAUUGAAGGCCUGUAUGCCUGUGGUAAUGCGGCAGCACCUCUAGAUACCGGGGCUGGCUACCAAAGUGGCCUGUCGAACUUACGUAAUAUGACGUGGGGCUACGUUGCGGCACAACAUAUGUGUGGCAUUCUCUAG